AUGGCUGCAUAUUUAGAUGAGAUUAAGGCUAUUAGUGAUCAGUUAGACUCCAUAGGCUUUCCAGUCCCAGAUCAGGAGAAAAUUUAUGGUGCUCUAAGUGGAUUAGGUCCAGAAUAUCAGUCUAUUGACACAUAUGUUGAGAACUCCAUGGACCAGUUCCUAGGAACAACCUUUGAAGAUGUGGAGUUCAAGCUGAUCAACAUUGAGAACAAGCUUCUCAAAUAUUCUAAGACACCUGCAGUCUCCCCUCAUUUGGCGUUUCACACUGGUCGUGAGUACUCCAAUAGAGGCUGUGGUCAGAGUAAUGGCAGAAAUGAAGGUUACAGAGGAUGUGGCUCCUACUCUACUUGUGGUCGUGGAUUCCACCAACAGAUCAACACUUCAAACUCCGUAAAAUGCUAUAAGCGGUUUGAUCAUGCCUACCAAUCAGAAGAACUUCACAAUGCUUUAGCUGCUAUGAGGAUAACAGAUCAAUCAGGUCCACCAGGACAUGAGUGGUAUCCAGACUCGGGUGCUACUGCACACAUCACCAACAAUGUGGAAACUCUCCAGUCUGCUCAACCUUACACUGGUAAUGACAGAGUAAUCGUAGGCAAUGGAGACUUCCUUCCCAUCACUCACAUUGGUUCACUUCCUCUUCAAACUCUGCAAGGUACAUUUCUACCUCUGAAAGAUGUAUUGGUCUGCCCUCAAAUGGCUAAGUCUCUUAUGUCUGUUUCAAAACUUUGUGAUGAUUAUCCCUGUUCCGUCAAAUUUGAUUCUGAUGGUGUCCUUGUGAAGGACAAGCGGACAAAGCUGCAUCUAGCACAAAGAAAGAGAGAUAAAGACAUCUACAAGUUGGAAAACCAUCAAUUGCAAGCUUUUUACUCCUCUCGGCAGCAAGCAACAAGUGAUGAAGUGUGGCACAUGCGUCUUGGUCACCCUAAUAAGGAUAUAAUAAUGAAUAAAACAAGCUCUCGUGUGUGUGAUGCUUGUUAG
Camelina sativa (false flax) is the source of this 978-nucleotide messenger RNA. NCBI's taxonomy places the organism in Eukaryota, Viridiplantae, Streptophyta, Magnoliopsida, Brassicales, Brassicaceae. The record is from RefSeq and is a predicted model, not a curated record.